This is a messenger RNA of Ceraceosorus bombacis, 1650 nucleotides long. The record is from the annotation of a GenBank genome assembly. Lineage: Eukaryota; Fungi; Basidiomycota; Exobasidiomycetes; Ceraceosorales; Ceraceosoraceae.
AUGUCCAGCGCCGCGUUCUUAAACUUUGGAGCUUCGACUUCACGUGCUUGUGCUGCGACAACGAGGACGAGAACGGGUGCGUUCGGGGUGCUGAAGACCUCUCGUGGUGCAGUCGCACAGGCCAAAGCCGAGCGGUCAUUCCACUGCUGUCCACCUCAACUGAAAGCCCCCGUAAAGAAAGCUGCACGUGAGUGAUCGCAGCGUUCAAAUUGGAGUCUUUAUCUGGAAAUCAACUCACGAGCCUAAGGCACGAAUGCUGUCCCAUCCUGCAGAGAAGACACGCGUGGUUCGCAAAUCCGGUACGGUCGCAGAGCGGCCUCGCGGUUCUGGGCCUCGAAGGGCAAACACGGCAGGAACUCAUACGAAGCAGGCGCCUUUCUACGAGCUGAGCAUCGUCAGGUCCAACUUACCCGUCUUGGAUGCUCAGGUCUACGCAGAAGGCAAUGUCGGCAGAGCGUACGCGUGGAAUCAGCAAAUUACCACUUUGUCCAGGGAGACAUUGUUGCCUCAUCGCAUUCAGCAGGAUGUGCGUACUGCUGAAAUGAUUUCCUGCCUCGAGUUAGUGCGCUUACUCCAUGCAAUGCUUGUAUCUGUGUAGAUCCCGAGGACCAUCCUUCGCUCGACAACGCUCCAGCUUCAAUCAGCUCUUGACCAAGCAGCUGCGUCAGUCGACAGUCCAAGACAUUUGCUCGUUGGAGGACCUUCCACGGGAAAGUCGCACAUCCUGCUUCAAGCAGUGUCCUAUGCGCUCGGCAAAGGGUACAUUGUCGCCUACAUCAAGAGCGGUAUCAACUUGAUUCGAGGAACGUCGGCCUUCGUCUACGCGCCAAAGCUGCAAGUAUAUGCCCAAAGCUUCUUGGAGCGGCGUAUUGCGGAGUCUUUGCGGGUGCAAGAAUUGCUAGCAGAGGUGCCGGUGAUCGAAUCUCCGCUAAGGGAGCAAACAAAGGGUGCCUACUUCGGAUCAUGCAAGACGUUGGCAUCCUUCGCGGCUUCAGACAAGACGCUUCCGGUCCCUCGUUCCGCAGCGUUUGCUCUUUUGCUGCAGAGCUUGAGCCAGCAGACCAAGGUGCCUUUCCUACUGGCGAUCGACGAAGCUCAAGCUCUCUACAUGCAGAGCGCAUACACGGACGUAGAUCACAAACCCCUUCAAGCUUGGGAGUUGUCUCUCCCUCGGACGCUCUUGUCGGCCAUGCAGCAGGGUCCGCAGCGGGGUGCGCUCAUGGGCGCAAUUGGCAUGAGCUCUACGCAGUGGUAUCCGACACCGGCCCUCUUGAGAUCCAUCAACAGGCCCGAUUUGGAUCCUGCGGCGAUGGGCUUGAAGAGAGAUCUUCCUUACAACCCAUACACUCAUGAGGAAGAGCUCAACGAAAAGCACGCCAAAGAAAGCAGGUGGUCUGCUCUGGAUGUGCCUCCUCUCACUGAUGUGGAGGCAAGAGGUCUGUGGGAGGUCAAGCGAAGGGAAGGCGGGUAUUGGAGCAGUGAGUUGUUGCUUCCUCAGAUGUCUGCGACGCCUCUUGUCUACACGCUUGCUGAAACAGGCUCUCUGCCUUCAUUGUAGCCCCAAACGAUGAGCUAUUCAUCUCCAAAUACCUAGAGUCUGCUGGCAAUAUCGGCGCUUUCUCAAAGAGUUUGGUGCGGACUUCCCUAUAA